GGGCCACAGUCUAAGAAUAAAGGGGAGGCCAUUUAAAACUGAUACCAGAGAAACCUUUUUCACCCGGAGAGUUGUGAAUUUGUGGAAUUCUCUGCCACAGAAGUAGAGGCCAAUUCACUGGAUGGAUUUAAAAGAGGGUUAGUUAGAGCUCUAGGGACGAGCGGAAUCAAGGGAUAUGGGGAGAAGGCAGGCACGGGUUGCUGAUUGAGGAUGAUCAGCCACGAUCACAAUGAAUGGCGGUGCGGGCUCGAAGGGCCAAAUGACCUCCUCCUGCACCUAUUUUCUAUGUUUCCAUGAAUAUCCACACUCAUUAGCUGCAGUUAAUCUGAUGUAUUAAAUACGUUUUUGCGUUGAGGUUUUUUAUUUUGUACAUCCUCAAGAAUUUAACCUCGGCAAUUGACAUACAAUAAUAUUCUGUCAAGGGUAUUGGCACACGUAAUGCAUAAAUCCGAAGUGUCAUGUUGUGAAUGGAGUUAAGAACCGUUUUAAGUAUAGCGUUUCUCAAGUAUAAAAUAACUACUGAAAAAUAUGAACCCCACGACAAAUUCAUGCAAUAAAUUGAACGCUGUCUCAGGAAAUUAACAGUAAAUGCAAAUCAUUGUGCAAAUUCGUGAAUAUGUUAAUAACACGAUGUGUGUGUUAUUCGGUACUGUAGUUAUUCAAACAUUUAAUUUAUAAGACACAUAUGUCGAGAUUGCAGUUCAAUUGCAGUUUAUUUCCUUAAUUCAGCGACUUGCAUACACAUUGCCACACGGAAAAUCAGGCACGUCGUAUUUUACAUUUUCAUUUAUUUCAAAAAAUAGUUUUUAUUGUUACAUCUGUUUGUUCAAAAUGCUUCCUUCUUUUCGGCAAUUGAAUCACUGUUAUUAAAAGGAGGAAUCAUUAAAUGAUCGACCCCGUGCCAUCAGCUUCACGGAAUCGAAGUAAUAUGAGAAUACUGACGUCGGCCUGGGCAUGUUUUCACAUUAUUACUCAUAUCUGAGAAAUGAGUUAAGUAUUCAGACUGGAGGAAAUUAUAGACCUUGACAUUUCUGCACUCAGAGAUUGAUUCUUUAAUUUACUUCGUCAGACUGGGGGAAGAUUCGUUCACCUUCGAUGCCCUGGAGGGCGAUGUUCGAACCAGUGAAGUACCUGCACUGUAUCGACCUCGCCUCGCUCCGGGAUAUAAAUUGCACAGCAGUCAACUGGACUUCCAUUCCAAGGCUCUGGAUCGCCAAGGUUCACACUGCGUCUUGACGAAGACCAUCCUUGCCCUCCUCCCCAUCAGAGGGAGCAGCAUCUGCAGUUUAUGCCCGUGUAGUCAGCAGCGACUCCGAGCCGGUGGGGGGGAAGGAUCUCGACGAUUUCCGGGAUCGGACGGAAAAGCACGAGUUGGACCGGGGCCAGCUGGUGGACACCCUGACACCAGCGGAGAGAGCGCAUUGACAUUCCUACUGCCACCACUUGAACUGUCGCUACUUGUGCUCCGCGACUACACCUUCUCACAGCCGGAGCCCCGUCGCAGGCACCAUCCGCUCCCGUGUACAAGAUGAGGAGCCACCGGUUGCUCGCACUGACUGCAGUCCUCCUGAUUCUGACAGAAGUCUUUUGCCAAGAGAUUUCUCCAAAUGAAGACACAUCACAUUUGAUUGCCAACAAUCACAGCCAGGAGAAGCGACUGAAAGCGAACUCUGUCAGGGAACUCCUGCGCCGAAUGACCAGAAAACCGCGACCAGCGCAGUUCUAUGCCUUAAUGGGAAGGCGAUCACUAGGGAACAAGCCAUUGACUCGCAAAAGACAUAAGUUAGAGAGCUUUGUUGGACUCAUGGGAAAACGUUCAUCAGCGUCUGGUUCCCCUCCUGAGUGGGUUAUACAAGAUUUUAUCCAAAGACAUUAAUAAAACACGAAAGAAUAAAAUUAAUUGGUUGACAGUUAUUUUAAUUUGCUUGCAGGUGUCAAUAAUAUUGUAUCCAUCACUGGUGUGAGUUACAGCAAAUAGUUGUUAUGUCUUCCCCAACAAAUGUCAUUUUAUUGCUAUAUUAAGAAAUAUGUAAUGUGAACAUUGAGAUGUUGUCAUGAAUAAAGGUGUAAUAAAAGGAUUUUGAUAACAUUCAGCCGUAUCAAUGGUAACCGGGGAAAUGAAUAGCCCCUUAAUUGGUGGGCUGUAAUUUUGUACUCUCCAUGAUGAAAUAGUCUUAUUCAUAAAAUGAUGUGCACCCAAAAGAUAAAACUUAAGUCAUUUCAUUUUUUAACAUGCAUUGAUUGAUACAGAAACAAAACUGUUUUCAGUUUCAAUACAUAUCAUCAAAAUUUGUAUUUUAAUGUGACUUUAUUUUAAAAAUAAUAAAUGUAUUUAAUGCAA
Messenger RNA from Leucoraja erinaceus (little skate), 2341 nucleotides. RefSeq names its product tachykinin precursor 1 (gene tac1). Lineage: Eukaryota; Metazoa; Chordata; Chondrichthyes; Rajiformes; Rajidae. The record is from RefSeq and is a predicted model, not a curated record. The transcript is spliced from 5 exons. Gene Ontology annotation, biological process: tachykinin receptor signaling pathway. Bases 1529 to 1876 code for a protein of 115 amino acids.